Messenger RNA from Diospyros lotus (date-plum), 3380 nucleotides. RefSeq lists its product as uncharacterized. Gene Ontology annotation, molecular function: P-type magnesium transporter activity; ATP binding; ATP hydrolysis activity. Gene Ontology annotation, biological process: magnesium ion transport. Gene Ontology annotation, cellular component: membrane; intracellular membrane-bounded organelle. The record is from RefSeq and is a predicted model, not a curated record. The transcript has 8 exons. The coding region runs from base 223 to 3060 and encodes 945 amino acids. NCBI's taxonomy places the organism in Eukaryota, Viridiplantae, Streptophyta, Magnoliopsida, Ericales, Ebenaceae.
CAGUCGGGCACCUACCUGUCAUCUGAACUUGGUGGUUGAGGCUGGGGGGCAAAAAACUCAUUGAAACCUGAAAGCGAUCAGUCCUCCUCUGCAUCCCUCUGUCUCCCCUUACCUUCUCUUCAAACUUCAAACCUUCAACCCCAACCAUGCUUUUUUCCUGGGGCUAUCUUACUUUUUACAUCCAAUCCCCAUUCAGGUGCCGCGUACAGAACCGCUCCUGUAAUGGGACUCCCGAACAUUUUCAAAGUUCUCGCAGCAAAUAACAGCUGUAGUCCAGCUUCAUCGAACCCAGCUGGCGAAAAUCUUCUCCAGAAACGCAACGCCCAACGAAAUGGAUUUGAAAGUUCAGCGUUUUUCCUUUUUCGGCAUUUUUUAUCUGGAAAGAAAAUUGAUGGCGGGUCGCGGACAGAAGAAGAAGAGAAGGUUUAUGCUUGGUUAUAUACCUUGGCUCAAUCGGAAAAGGACAUUGUGUUUGAGUAUGUCCGAUCCACUGAAAGGGGCUUGAGUUUCACUGAAGCUGACAGGAGAUUGAAGGAAAAUGGCCCAAAUAUUCCUCACGAUUAUACUUUUCCAAAGUGGUGGCAUCUUCUGUGGAGUGCCUUCUUUCACCCUUUCAAUAUUAUUCUGCUUGUCCUAUCAUUCCUCUCAUUCUUAGCAGUGGACAGUCCCAAUGGAUGCAUCAUGCUGGUAUUGGUAUUUAUAAGUGUCUCCCUCCGAUUUUAUCAGGAGUAUAGUAGUUCAAAAGCGGCAAUGAAGCUCUCAGAAUUCUUAAGAUGCCCAGUUAAAGUUCAAAGGUGUGCAGGCAAGGUUGUUCAGACUGAAUUAUUGGUUCAAGUUGACCAAAGAGAUAUUGUUCCUGGUGAUAUUAUCGUGUUUGAACCUGGUGACCUUUUUCCUGGUGAUGUGAGGCUACUAACUUCAAAACAACUGUGUGUAAGUCAGUCCUCAUUAACAGGGGAGUUUGGAAUGACUGAGAAAACAGCUGACAUAAGAGAAGAUCAGAGCACGCCUUUGCUAGAGUUGAAGAAUAUAUGCUUCAUGGGGACAAGUGUAAUAUCAGGCAGUGGAACAGGUUUAGUUGUUUCCACUGGGUCAAAGACUUACAUGAGUACCAUGUUCUCGAAUGUGAGGAAGCAAAAGCCACCAGAUGACUUUGAGAAAGGCAUUCGGUAUAUAUCUUAUGCGCUCAUCACUGUUAUGCUGAUAGCAUCUAUUAUUAUGGUCCUUGCUGAUUACGUCACAUCUCAUAACUUGAGUGAGAGUAUUAUUUUUGGGAUCUCGGUGGCAAGUGCACUUACUCCACAGAUGCUUCCUCUCAUUGUAAAUACUAGUCUUGCCAAAGGAGCACUUGCUAUGGCUAGAGACAGGUGUAUCCUCAAAAGCUUAACUGCCAUAAGAGACAUGGGAUCCAUGGAUAUUUUAUGCAUUGACAAGACUGGUACGCUUACCAUGAACCAUGCGAUCAUGGUGAAUCAUCUUGAUAGCUGGGGCUCACCCAAGGAAAAGGUUUUACAUUUUGGUUUCCUUAAUGCUUACUUCAAGGCUCAGCAGAAGUAUCCUCUGGAUGAUGCAAUUAUGUCAUAUGCAUAUACAAAUGGAUACAGGUUCCAGCCUUCCAGGUGGACAAAGAUAGAGGAGAUUGCUUUUGAUUUUACAAGAAGAAGAGUAUCUGUCAUUUUGGAAAAAGAACUGAAUGUCAAAGACAGGAGUAGCCAAAUCCUUAACAGAAUUGUGAUUACUAAAGGAGCACCAGAAGAAGUAAUAAACCUAUGCUCUUUUAUUGAGCACAUUGAUAGGGGUGAAAUUGGAACUCUCUCUGUAGAAGAGCACCUGAGAAUCCAAAAUAUCGUAGAAGAUUUAAGCAACAAUGGAUUGCGGGUUUUAGCAGUUGCAAUGAAAAGGCUAGAAAUGGAUAGAGGUAAUAGAAAGGCAGUGUAUGACAACAGCGUUGAAUGUAACAUGGUUUUCCUUGGUCUUAUAUCUUUCUUCGACCCACCUAAGGACACUGCUAAGCAAGCACUGUGGCGGCUGGCUGAUAAGGGAGUGCAAGCAAAAGUGUUAACAGGUGACUCACUCCACUUGGCAAUAAGGAUCUGCAAAGAAGUUGGCAUUGAGACGACGCACAUGGUUACUGGACCUGACCUCGAGUUACUGAACCACGAUUCCUUCCAUGAGACUGUCAAGAGAGCAACAGUGUUUGCCAGGCUUACACCUACUCUGAAACUCCGAGUAGUGCAGUCCUUGCAGACAGUGGGAAAACAUGUUGUAGGGUUUUUGGGAGAUGGGGUAAAUGACUCGCUUGCUCUGGAUGCUGCUAAUGUGGGGAUAUCAGUUGACUCAGGAACAUCGAUUGCAAAAGACCUUGCUGACAUUAUCUUACUGGAGAAAGACCUCAAUGUUCUCGUUGCUGGAGUAGAGCAUGGUCGACUUACAUUUGCAAACACAAUGAAGUAUAUCAAGAUGUCGGUCAUAGCCAAUAUAGGAAGCAUUCUUUCUUUACUCAUCGCGACUCUGGUUCUUGGAUUUGAGCCCUUGACACCAAGACAACUUCUUACACAGUACUUUUUGUACAAUUUUGGCCAGAUUGCAAUCCCAUGGGACAAUAUGAGAGAGGAUUAUGUGAAAACACCUCAGAAGUGGUCACUCAAAGGCUUAGCUGUAUUCACCUUGUGGAAUGCCCCAGUGUGCACUCUUGCUGAUGCGUCGUCCCUCCUGUUCAUUUGGUUUUACUACAAGCUUUAUGCUUCAACGCAAAUUUCAAUUUUCCGUUCUGCCUGGUUCGUCGAAGGGCUUCUGAUGCAAACCCUAAUUAUCCACAUGAUCCGGACCGAAAAGAUCCCCUUCAUUCAAGAGGUAGCCUCAUGGCCAGUGAUUUGUUCUACGGUCGUGAUCUCUGCCAUAGGAAUUUCAAUUCCAUACACACCAAUUGGGUCUGUACUGGGGUUUACGCCCUUGCCAUCUUCAUAUUUUGUCUUUUUGGUUGUGCUUUUCGUAGGCUAUUUUACAGUAGGGCAGCUAGUUAAGAGAUCUUAUAUUCUGGUGUACAAGACAUGGCUCUAGAUAAAGACCAAAAUCAUGAUGAGAAAAUGUUGGCAACAGUUACUGGAUAAUAAAACACAGGAAAAAAUUUCUUGUAUUUAUUGAGCGAAGCAUAAUGUAGCCUCAUUGUUUCACGGGAUCUCUCAGAUCCUGUGGAUACUCUCUGUACCAAGAACAUUAUUUUGUGCAUCACCUUCAGAUUUUCACCUCUGGGAGCAAUUAUUGAGUGGCAAGGAACCAAUGGCUGCAUUUCAAGCUUCUACCUUCAAUUUAUUGGGUGACUUUGACAAGAUCCAUCAGUGUAUGUGAAGAAAGAACCAGCUCCAGCUGCAUCAAUACAA